This is a messenger RNA of Hevea brasiliensis (rubber tree), 783 nucleotides long. Its product is annotated as protein EPIDERMAL PATTERNING FACTOR 1. Lineage: Eukaryota; Viridiplantae; Streptophyta; Magnoliopsida; Malpighiales; Euphorbiaceae. The coding region runs from base 181 to 549 and encodes 122 amino acids. Gene Ontology annotation, biological process: stomatal complex development; guard cell differentiation. The transcript has 2 exons. The record is from RefSeq and is a predicted model, not a curated record.
CCUUCUCUUAUCACUCUGCGUCACCACCCUCUCUUGCCUGUGAGUUGCUUCAAUAUAGUCCUAUUUAACUCCUUUAUAUAUUCCUUUUACCUGUGUUCUGCUUCAUAUACUUGCCAUAUCAAGCUAAACUAAAGGAAAACAUAGAAACACAGCGGAAGCAUAAAAAUUUCAUCAAAAGCCAUGAAAGGUUCUGUUUGUGUUGCUCUAUUAGUCAUUGCUCUUCUCUCUCUUCCUGCUGUAAUAUCUUCAAGGCACAUUGGCGGGCCACGGACACAACGUGGGCAUCACCAUUCUUCACAGCCUAGGACACAAGAUGUGGUCGUGGCAAAUCCAAGUUUCUACAGGGAAAUGAGGCCAACAAAGAGAAGAGGACCUGACACAGUCCAGAUUGCAGGGUCAAGACUUCCUGAUUGUUCCCAUGCAUGUGGGUCAUGCCGCCCAUGUAGGCUUGUAAGGGAGAGCUUUUUCUGUGCAUCACUUGCAGAGGCUGAGACUUGUCCUAUGGCUUAUAAGUGCAUGUGUAAAAACAAGUCUUAUCCUGUACCAUGAUCUUUAGUUAACUAAUUAUCUAUAUCAUCUCUUUUUAAUAUAGGCUUGAUUACUGUAAGUAUAGUAGGUUAUUAGGAUUUAGGAAUCCAUUUUUUUUUUUUUAAACCUAGCUUGUACUGGAAGCGUGGCUUUCUUUGUGUAAUCAUAGAGUUUCUGUUCGUUGUUUUAUCAACUUUUUUUUUUUUAAUUUUUUGAUCUUUUAAGGUGUGGUAUUAUAAAUUAAUAUACGAGAAU